Molecule: messenger RNA, 1644 nt
Organism: Purpureocillium lilacinum
Lineage: Eukaryota; Fungi; Ascomycota; Sordariomycetes; Hypocreales; Ophiocordycipitaceae
Biological process (GO): L-cysteine transport; transmembrane transport
Cellular component (GO): membrane
Molecular function (GO): L-cysteine transmembrane transporter activity
Source: RefSeq, a predicted model, not a curated record
AUGUCCGAGAAAAAGCCGCCUUUUAACGACUCGGUUCAAGUCGCUACUGAUGCCGAACCUGAUCCCAAACUGAUCAAGGCCGAGGUCAACAAUGGCAGCGAUGGCUCCAAUACACGACCCGGCAGCAGCCGAGUAAAGAUGGUCUCGAAGCGCGACAUCGACGACACGACUCUCUUCUACAACACCCACAAGGAUAGCGUCAAGCCCAUCGACGAUACAGGCAUCAAGCGCCUCAACCAGAAGAACUUUUGGUUCUUGCUUUCUCAGACGUGGUGGAUCGCCUUUCUCAUCCACCUAGACAAGUCGACCCUGUCGCAAGCGAGCACCAUGGGCAUUUUCAAGGACGUUCAAAUGACUAAAAACGAGUAUAACGACCUCUUCGUGGUAUUCUACACGGGCUAUCUCAUCGCGCUGUGGCCUGGGGCAUACAUCGCCCAGUGUGUAGGCCACAAGUACUUCAUCACUGUGUCGCUGCUGCUUUGGGCACUGCUGCUGGGCAUGCAUCCCCUAGCCAAGACAGGCAAGCAAAUGAUCGGUCUGCGGUUCCUCUUGGGGAUGACCGAGUCGCAAAUCGUUCCAUCUACGACUGUUCUUCACCAGGCCUUCUUUCCACCCAAGAAGAGUCCCUGGGUCCAGUUGCUGUGGUGGGCAUCAGGCAGUUUCGCAAACGUCCUCCUCACCAUGGUCGCCUACAAACUCAUCCAGGAUGACACUCACGGAACUUUGGUUGGGGGGCUUAAGUCGUGGAAGUGGUUGCACAUCAUCUGCGUUAUCCUCACGUUUCUUGUCGCGGCGGUGCUCAUCUUGUUUCUUCCCAACUCACCCGUCGACGCGAAGUGGCUCUCCACAGAAGAGAAGAUACACACAAUUGAGCUGAUUCGCCAGACACAUGCGGGCAUCUCCAACUCGACUUUCAAGUGGGCCCAGGUCAAGGAGUGCAUUCUGGAUCCAAAGAGCUGGCUGUUCAUCACUCACAUGUUUUUCAACGAGCUGCCAAACAACACUUCACAGCAGCUGCCUCUUAUCAUCGUUGGCUUCGGCUUCACGCCCGCACAGAGCGCCCUCUUCAAUAUCGCGAAGCCUCUUUGGGGCUCUUUUCUAAUCCUAGUCUCCGCUGCUAUGCUCUACGCGACGGACCUCGGGGUGGGAUACACGUGUGCCAUCUCGUACAUACCUUGUUUUGUUGGUGGCAUUAUCAUGGUCGCUGCACCAUGGUCGAACAAGAUCGCGCUCGUUGUUGGCACGCAGAUAUCCACCUUCAAGCCAUCUUAUCUGCUUGGCCUCUCUUGGGCCGGCACCACAACCAUUGGGUACACCAAGAAGCUGUGUCUCAUGUCAACGUGCGUUGUUGCAGCUGCUGUUGCAAACAUGAUCUCCCCAGAGUUCUGGCAGGAAAAGUACAAGCCACGGUAUAUCCUCCCGUGGUCAUUCAUGACCGCCUUCUGGCUCAUCUCCCCGGCCAUGUGUAUCAUUAUUCGCUUUUAUCUGCAACACGAGAACAAGGUGCGUGCAACGAAGCUCGAACAGCAGGGCAGCGACAGUGAAGAGGACGCGUUGGACACGGGAGAUGGGAUCCUCCGGUUGAAUGACAAAGAUCUUGACCAGACGGAUCGCGAGAAUCUUCGGUUCGUCUAUCCACUGUAA